Messenger RNA from Thalassophryne amazonica, 1055 nucleotides. It is a transcript of the gene dnase1, whose product is annotated as deoxyribonuclease I. Gene Ontology annotation, cellular component: nucleus. Gene Ontology annotation, biological process: DNA catabolic process. The record is from RefSeq and is a predicted model, not a curated record. The transcript has 9 exons. NCBI's taxonomy places the organism in Eukaryota, Metazoa, Chordata, Actinopteri, Batrachoidiformes, Batrachoididae. Gene Ontology annotation, molecular function: DNA nuclease activity. The coding region runs from base 82 to 1002 and encodes 306 amino acids.
AUCAGAAGAAAGUGUGGCUCUGCUCAAACGACACAUUGGAGCCUCCAGAGAUUCAUACAAUCGAGCCUCUGUUCUCUGCUGAUGCAAAAGACCUUCAACUUCCAGAAACACCAGCAGGUGUUCUUUCCCUUUUGGCCCUCCAGGAUGCGUCUGUUGCUGUUUGUGAGCAUCUCGGUGGCUGUGCUCCAUUUGUCUGCAUCUCUGCUGCUCGGGGCCUUUAACAUCAAGUCCUUUGGGGACAAGAAAGCCUCCAACACAACUCUUAUGAAUAUCAUCAGCAAGAUUGUCCAUCGCUAUGACAUCAUUCUGAUCCAAGAGGUCAGGGACAGUGAUCUGUCAGCAACCAAAAAACUAAUGGAGCACGUCAACAAAGAUUCUCCUCAGUGGAAGUACAGUCACAUCGUCAGUGAGCCUCUGGGGAGGAGCAGGUACAAGGAGCGAUAUCUGUUUCUCUACAGGGAAGAGAUGGUGUCAGUGGCUAAAAACUACAUCUAUGAUGAUGGUUGUGAGCCCUGUGGGACAGACACCUUCAUCAGAGAGCCGUUUGUCGUCAUGUUCUCUUCCAGUCAUUCAGCUGUGAGGAACGUUGUCCUGAUCCCUCAGCACACCUCUCCAGACUUCGCUGUGGAAGAAACAGACGCUCUUUACGAUGUGGUGACUGAUGUCCGAAACCGCUGGAAAACCAAUGACAUCGUGGUGCUCGGUGACCUCAACACAGGCUGUCAGUAUGUGUCAGGUUCUGACUGGGAAAAGAUCCGACUCUUCACAGACAAGAGUUUCCACUGGCUGAUCCCCGACGAGGCCGACACCACAGUGUCACACACCAACUGCCCAUACGACAGGAUUGUGGUCACGGCUGACAUGAUGGAGGGAGUGAUGCCCGACAGCGCUGAGGUCUACGACUACAUGAGGGACCUGCAUCUCAGCCACAAUCUGGCUUUGGCUGUCAGCGACCAUUUCCCAGUGGAGGUGAAACUCUUCGGAACCUCACCUACUGCCUGAACCUCAUCUCGCUCAUGGAAUCAAACCUUAAAAAAUAAAUAAAACCUGCAAAA